AUGGCGUCAGCUAGCAAGUCUGGCACUCCUCUACGAGUCAUCCAGGAUGUUCCAACGCGAUGGAACAGCUCCUUUCUGAUGCUCCAGCGCCUGAUUCACCUGAGGCUGCCAAUCAUGGCGGUUUUGGAAGACCCCGAGCUGACCAAGAGCUCCCAUCGGCACCUGCAGUUGAAGGACCACCAGUGGAAUCUCGCCAAGGAGAUAGUGGCAGCACUGGAGGCACCAGCAAAGGCUACCACUGUUCUUGGUGGGGAAACCUACUGUACACAGACGUUGGUGGUGCCGGUGGCCAAGUCUUUGCUACGUGGUCUUCGUACUGCGAAUGAGGAACUCUCGGCAUCGGCUGCGGAUUUCCGGAAAUCACUGGCAAUGGAAAUCGAGGUGAAGUUGUCCCUCGAUCCAUUUGACCCAAUCUCGCUGCCAUCUGUAUCUGCAGCACUGGAUCCCAGGUCACGGAGCCUCGGAUUCUUGGACAGUGACGAAGACAAGGACGAGUUGAAGUCAGAGAUUCAAGGGGGCAGCUCUGAUGACGAAUGUAUUCUGGAGCCACCUGCCAAGCGACCUAUGGAAGAGGACAUGUCGUUGUUCUUCGCGUGCCCUAGCGUCGAGCCAUCCACAACUUCAUCGGCAGCAUCGGAUUGUGAGGUGGAGGUAACCCAAUUCUUCACGGAGAAACAAGUAGGCUCAUCUGUGGACCCACUCGAUUGGUGGAGGACGAAUGCGGACAGGUUUCCCACCAUGGCAAGGUUGGCAAAGCGCGUGCUGUGCAUACCUGCCACCUCUGUGCCGUCGGAGCGAGUAUUUUCAGCGGCUGGCAUCAUUGUCAGCAAACUACGAGCAAGUCUAACGCACGAGAACGUUGAUGCACUCGUCUUCCUUCAUGCAAACAGUGGUCUUCAGGCAGCAAGAACUGCUGCCCCUGUGGCGGUCCAGCAGUUGAUGCCACGGCUUGAGAGGUUUGCAGAGGAAGAAGCCGAUGACUUGCCUCCUUUGCCUGACCUGUAG
This is a messenger RNA of Sycon ciliatum, 1005 nucleotides long. Its product is annotated as zinc finger BED domain-containing protein 4-like. Gene Ontology annotation, cellular component: nucleus. NCBI's taxonomy places the organism in Eukaryota, Metazoa, Porifera, Calcarea, Leucosolenida, Sycettidae. Bases 1 to 1005 code for a protein of 334 amino acids. Gene Ontology annotation, biological process: regulation of transcription by RNA polymerase II. The transcript is spliced from 2 exons. The record is from RefSeq and is a predicted model, not a curated record. Gene Ontology annotation, molecular function: protein dimerization activity.